Messenger RNA from Staurois parvus, 420 nucleotides. NCBI's taxonomy places the organism in Eukaryota, Metazoa, Chordata, Amphibia, Anura, Ranidae. The record is from the annotation of a GenBank genome assembly.
GUGCCACAUCAUUGGUGUCAGUGGGAGGAAUAGUGCCCCAUCAUUGGUAUCAGUGGGAGGAAUAGUGCCCGAUCAUUGGUAUCAGUGGGAGGAAUAGUGCCCCAUCAUUAGUGCCAUGUGGGAGGAAUAAUGCCCCAUCAUUGGUGUCAGUGUGGAAGUAAUAGUAACCCAUCGUUGGUGUCUGUGGGAGGAAUAGUGCCCCAUCAUUGGUGUCAGUGUGGAAGUAAUAGUAACCCAUCGUUGGUGUCUGUGGGAGGAAUAGUGCCCCAUCAUUGGUGUCAGUGUGGAAGUAAUAGUACCCUAUCGUUGGUGUCAGUGGGAGGAAUAGUGCCCCAUUGUUGGUGUCAGUGGGAGCAAUAGUGCCCUAUAUCUCAUACAGUUGCAAGAAAAAGUAUGUGAACCCCUUGGGAUUCCGUGGAA